Messenger RNA from Cooperia oncophora, 576 nucleotides. The record is from the annotation of a GenBank genome assembly. NCBI's taxonomy places the organism in Eukaryota, Metazoa, Nematoda, Chromadorea, Rhabditida, Trichostrongylidae.
AUGCAUAGUUCUCGUUUCAGUAUUCUGACAAACAAGACUGCCAUUCUGGCAGUACAAGCUCGUGACGGUGUUCCACCCUUAGUUCCGCUUGUCGUAGAGGAUGCGUUGGGCCGAAAGGCGUUCAGUACACUGACGGUGAACGUAGUGGACGUAAAUGACAAUGCGCCAACGUUCGUCGUGGGGAAGUACACAACAUCUGUAUCGGCGACAGCUCGUGAAGGAGAAACCGUUCUGAUGGUGUUGGCAACCGACGAUGACGUUGAUGACACCGUGGAAUACACAAUAAUGGGGGAUGAUCCAAUGACCCAAUCAUUCCGACUACAUCCUCGUCACGGCACAUUGUCAAUCGUGAAGUCGCUGGACUCACUUGUUGGCACCUCGGUAAAUCUCGCCAUACGCGCUACUGACCAAGCUAAUCCACCUCAUCAUGCCACCACUCAGGUCUCGAUCUCUGUACUACCAGAAGAGGUCGCUAUCCCAAAGUUCACAAACAGUCACUACCUCUUUGUCAUUCCUGAAGAUUCAGCUGUAGGAACUGUGAUAGGAAAGUUGCAGCAGAAUGAAGGUAAAGAAUAA